Molecule: messenger RNA, 2226 nt
Organism: Symbiodinium necroappetens
Lineage: Eukaryota; Dinophyceae; Suessiales; Symbiodiniaceae
Source: the annotation of a GenBank genome assembly
AUGCCGGUGGUUCGCAAAUUUGACAACGAUUCCACAACACUGCAUUUCAUUAAUGAUUGUUGUUGUUAUACAUUAUCCACGUGGGCGAGCUUGCAAGGUUUGCCUUAUAGGUUGCACGGUCUGGCACCGCGAGUGUUAUUCCGAGGUGCGAGCCAAAGUGUGGCAGACGAAGGCGAUGGACUUUGCCACGCAUGUUCCACAUUUCUCGGCUGUUUUAUCUUCAUUGCGCUGCUCGGCCUUUUGCAAGAGCAUUGUCUGAGCAGCUUGAGUGAGACAUACCAGGUGCAGCUGCCACUUUUAAGUGCUGCGUGGGGCGCUGCGGCUGUUCAGGUCUUCAGCUCGUGGCAGCAUGAUGGUGCACAGCCUCGCAGUGUCCUCCUGGGCAACCUUUUAGGACCGCAAGGAUUUCACACCGCGAUGCUCCAUCGGCUGUGGAUUUCACUGCCUGUGCUGCAACACGCGUUUGCUGAGCCAGGUCUAUCGAGCUGUCCGAGGUCCACUUGCAGGAACCGUCGCGAAGACGGCGAUGGCGACUGCCGGUCUACCUCAGAUGUCUAUGUCGCCAGCAUAAAGAUCUGCAGGCAUACAAGCGGCUCCACCUUCAUCCAGGCAGUAGUUCGGGCGGCUCAACGCCGUGCUGAAAGCGACCCUGACACCAUGCCGAAUACAACUGAGGUGCAGGGUGGCGAGAAUGGCACUGACCUCUGGUGGCCAUGGCUGCCCUGGCCUACCACCACCGUGCCGGUCACCACGGUCCCGCCACCAGCGCGUUCUGAUGAAGGCCGAAGGCUACAGGUCAUCAACCGGUGCAAUCGGCCAAUGAUAAUGCAUCCAACUGGUGGCAACAGUGAGAUCCCAUGUGGUUCUGGAUGUCCCGGUGGGAUGACUUGCAAUCCAUACGACAGGUUCUGCUACUUCGACUUUCCCGAACCGUCCGCAGGAUGGACGAUUCAACCUGGAGCCACGGUGGAGCUCUACACUCCAAAUGUUGCCGUUCGCCAGGGCAACGGCGUGGUUGCAGACUGGAGCGGCAAACUGGAGUUCUACCCCAACGCCAGCAUGGACAUGGGGCCGCCGGCAUCCGCUCUCUGCAACGGACAAAGCAAGUGUCCGACGUACCAGGGACUGAACGGAGUUGCCACGGCCGUCGAGUUCACCUUCGUUCCACAGGGUGCAGACUUCUAUGAUGUUUCGAUCAUCAACGGGUUUAACAUUGGCAUCGAGAUGAAGCCAGACGGAUCCUUCCGACCUGUCGUCCACGCAGGUGCCGACAGUAGGGGCUACAACUGUGGAGCAGCUGGAGCUAUGGCGCAAGCAGACAGGCGCUUGUCAGCUUGCCCGUGGGAGUUCUCCAAGCGACUCCAGGCGCUGGGACAAGCUGACAUCAGCCCACUGCUAAUGCAAGUCGAUGGGGGAUAUGGCUACUGCCGGACGCAUGCAGAUUGCCAGGGGCAGGACAUUGUAUGUGGGCAGGUUGCCAAAACGGUUUGGGAUUGGGUGGCGAGAGUGUAUCGUCCGACGACACAGAUUACCAUGGAGUGCGGCCAUCGGAUUGGCAUGUGGUCAGUCUACCAGCUCUGUGUCUGGAGUGGGAACACGUAUCGCAGCCCUGCCCCUUUCGAUGGACUGAUCGAUUGCCCUAGCAUGCACUACAUGUUUGCCUGUGCUGGCCCUGCUCCCUGGACAACAACGUGCUACAACAACGUACCCGCUGGUGGUGAGUGCUGCGGAUGUGCCAACUGGACAGAAGCGCUGGGAAUUCCUAUACCGGAAGGUGGCAAAGGCUGCCAGGGAGCCAGUCAGACAUGGCAGGCGACCGCUCAACCUUUCUACGAGAUUCUGAAGGCCGGCUGUCCGACGGCCUACACCUUCGCAUUCGAUGAUGAGACCAGCACCUUCACGUGCCGAACUGCGGAGAGCCAGGAAGAUGACACUAUUCCCAACAGGGCAGGCUACAACAUAACACUCUGCCCGACGGACCCGGACUUCGUGGAGCUGGGUGGAGGAGCUGACCAGGUUUGCAGAGGCGAAGCUUGGUGGGACAACAACAACAUGUACUUUAUCCUCUUUUCUGGCCAGACUCUGAGUGAGUGCAAGAUGAGAUGCCGCCUGACAGAUGGUUGCAAGGGCAUUGAGUAUGGCCCCUUUGGGCGGUGCGAGGUUUGGACACGGAGUGCUGGCAUACAGUCGACCAGAACUCUGGCAGGGUACAAGUGCCUCCGCUAC